CUUCAGGUCACUCAGAUUAAAUCUGUAGUGCCAUCAUACGCCUGCUGCAGCUUGACUGAAUGGAUUACAUGCGUCACAACCUGUGAAAACACUUUGUUAUGCUGUGUAUGUUUUGUUUGUUUUUUUUUUUGUUUUUUUAUUUGAGGCUAAUGUUUUCAAACAUUUUCCUCACAUUUAAGAGCUUAGUGUUGCAGUGAUAUGUAUUUUUGCGGAAAUUCUUGGACACCAAUGACAGUGUGAAAUAUGUGGAGCUUAGCUGCAUUACGGAAGGACUAUGCGGUUCUUCCAUCACUCCAUAUGGCAUGGAUCUGAGGUUUAAGGAAAAAGUACACUUUCCAGCAUAGGGGAUCGGGCAUCAGGCAUUCGGCCCUGGGUGAUGGGAGUCCGUGCUGCUGCAGCUCUCAGGAAACUUCCAUCACCCACUGAACGUGUGGCUGGCCUACGGUAUGCUAACCCCCACUGUGAAGGAGCCUAGAAUCCCCUGUCUGCCACAUGGAGCCUGGCUCCUCUCAUUCUUCCUUGCAAUCUUCAGCGUCCCUUACAUAGUUCAAGCUGCUGUAUUCAGGGUUGGAGUGUUAGGGCCAUGGUCUUGUGACCCCAUGUUUGCCAAGGCUAUGCCUGGAGUUGCAGCUCAGCUAGCUGUGCAGAGGAUCAACAGGGAUCACUCACUGUCUGUGGGUAUCACUUUUGACUAUGUCAUCCUGGAAGAAGACUGCCAGACCUCAAUGGCCUUGAGAGGCUUUAUGGGUUACUACACACAGGCCGCGGCUUUCUUGGGGCCUAUAAACCCUGGAUACUGUGAGGCAGCCUCUCUAAUUGCCAAGAACUGGAACAAGGCACUGUUCUCCUGGUCCUGUGUGAACCAUGAGCUGGAGAGCUCUUGGCGACACCCAACUUUUGUCCGCACGUUGACCUCACCGAUCUGGGUGCUACGUAUAUUGGCACGUCAUUUCCAUUGGGCAAAUAUAGCCAUUGUGGCCUCAGCUGAUGAUGUGUGGAUGGAUACAUCCAACAAGGUAGCUGAUGCCUUAAGAAGCCACGGUUUUCCUGUCAGGAUGGUGCUCUCCACUAGCAAUGACCCUUCCAGUAUACGCCACUCCCUCAGUAAGAUCAAGAAGUUGAAGGAGCUUCGCAUGGUGAUCCUCUGCAUGCAUUCAGCAUUGAUUGGUGGGGUAACUCAAAAGCUGCUGUUGGAGACAGCACUGGACAUGCACUUGACGGAUGGCUCAGUGGUCUUUGUGUCCUAUGAUACACUGCUGUACAGCCUACCAUACAAGCAGGUGCUCCAUCCUGCACUGCGCCGCAAUAGCAAGCUAAGGCUGGCCUAUGACGCUGUGUUGACAGUUACUAUGGACUCAGAGGAGAAUUCAUUCUACAAGGCCUACCAAGAUGCCAUCAAGUCCAAGGAGUUGCCUGCAAGCAUUCAGCCUCAUGAGGUGUCCCCUCUUUUUGGCACCAUCUACACCUCUAUCAUCUUUAUGGCUAAUACUCUGCAGAACAUUCACAAAUCUACCAACAUGUUCUCAGGAGCAAAUGUAGCCCGCCACACUGGGAACCUGGCAUUCCAAGGUUUCAGCCAGAAGGUUCGCACCAAUGGCUCUGGGGUUAGCCUACUGAACUAUCUGGUUCUUGAUACAAACGGUCAGUCCUGGGAGCUGCAUCCCACUUACAGUGUGGAUGUAGAGGGAAACAUGGUUCGGUACCUGGGUGUACCUAUACACUUCCCUGGCGGUGCACAGCCCAAAGCUGACUCCAGCUGCUGGUUCACUCCUGGAGGACCACUUUGUACCAGAGGGGUGGAUCCUCUUCUGUUGUUUGAGGUGUUUAUGUCAGCACUUCUUGUAAUUGUCCUUGCAACCAGUCUUGGAUAUUGCGUAAGACGACGCAUCAGUAAGAUUCAAAUGGUUAGCGGUCCCAAUAAGAUCCUCCUCACUCUGGAUGAUGUGACCUUCAUCAACCCCUCCCUCAGCCACAAGAAGGUGAGUCUGGAGGACAGUAAGGCUGAACUGGAGAGACGUUUGUCAGACAUGGACAGCGGAAUGAAUUCACCUCUCUCCACCUCCAGUGCCACUGAGCCCAGCUAUGAAAACUCAAAUGUGGCCAUAUUUGAGGGCGAUUGGGUUUGGUUGAAGAGGCUGCCCUAUGGACACUUUGGCUCUAUUAAUCCAAAGACUAGUGAUGUCUUCGAAUUGAUGAGGGACAUCCGUCAUGAGAACCUGAAUCCAUUCAUGGGGUUCUUCCAUGACUGUGGUGUCUUUGCAAUAGUGACGGAGUUCUGCUCUCGUGGAAGUUUAGAGGAUUUGCUUCGCAAUGAAGAUGUUAAACUGGACUGGAUGUUCAAGUCUUCCUUGCUGUUGGACCUUAUCAAGGGCAUGAAGUAUCUACAUCACAGGGGUGUGUUUCACGGGAGACUCAAGUCCCGUAACUGUGUGGUGGAUGGACGCUUUGUACUGAAGGUAACUGACUAUGGCUACAACGAAGUUCUCCAGGCCCAAAAGUUCCCUUACACAGAUCCCAAGGCAGAGGAUCUGCUCUGGACUGCUCCAGAGCUCCUGCGUACUGCUCACCCUGGUCUGUCUGGUACUCAUGAGGGCGAUGUGUACAGCUUCUCUAUUGUCAUGCAGGAGGUGGUGCUGAGAGGACCUCCAUUCUUUAUGCUCCAUAUGCCUGCUGAGGAAAUCAUUCAGAGGAUUAAGAAGCCCCCUCCACUGUGCAGGCCUGUGGUUUCUCCUGAUUAUGCUCCUAUGGAAUGCAUUCAGCUCAUCAAACAGUGUUGGAAUGAGCAGGCCGACCGACGCCCCAGCUUUGAUGAAAUCUUUGAACAGUUUAGGAACAUUAACAAGGGGAAGAAAACAAACAUUAUAGACUCCAUGCUACGCAUGUUGGAGCAGUACUCCUCCAACCUGGAAGAGCUAAUUCGAGAGAGGACAGAGGAGCUGGAGAUUGAAAAGCAGAAAACUGAAAAACUGCUGACUCAGAUGCUGCCUCCGUCAGUUGCCGAGGCCCUCAAAGUUGGCUGCACAGUGGAGCCAGAGUAUUUUGACAACGUGACGUUGUACUUUAGUGAUAUAGUUGGCUUUACUACCAUCUCUGCCAACAGCGAGCCCAUUGAAGUUGUGGACCUGCUCAAUGACUUGUACACCUUAUUCGAUGCAAUUAUUGGAAACCAUGAUGUCUAUAAGGUGGAAACAAUAGGAGAUGCGUACAUGGUGGCAUCUGGUGUGCCUGUUCGCAAUGGAAACCGACAUGCUGUGGAGAUAGCCAACAUGGCACUGGACAUCCUCAGUGCUGUUGGUACCUUUAAGAUGAGACACAUGCCUGAUGUACCGGUCCGCAUUCGCAUUGGGCUGCACACGGGUUCUUGUGUGGCUGGAGUGGUUGGUCUCACCAUGCCCCGUUACUGUCUGUUUGGGGAUACUGUAAACACUGCCUCCAGGAUGGAGUCCACAGGGAUGCCAUACCGCAUCCACGUCAGUCACACCACUGUUAAUAUCCUUCUUGAUCUGAAGGAGGGCUACAAGGUCGAACUUCGCGGCAGAACCGAACUAAAGGGCAAAGGCAUGGAGGAAACCUACUGGCUAGUGGGGAGAGAUGGGUUCACUAAACCACUGCCUGUGCCUCCAGAGCUCAAGUCAGGGCCAGAGACUGCACGAGACUUCAAACAGGUGCUGCAGAAGGCAGUGAGGAGGCUUUCGUUUGUAAGACACGUGGCCCAGCUGCCCACCAUGGAAAGCACUGACGAUAAUGUUAUGAUCCACCAUCACUGACAGAACCAGCCCACCAGGGCAUCGUGAAAAACCAUGUCUGUGACUGGCUAAAGUGGACUUGUACAAGAUCCGGAAAUGCAAAUGUUCUGACUCGUUUAAAGUACAAGUGCUGACUGAGAGCAUUUAUUUCAGCUUCUUCCCUUUAUUCCCAGUAUGAGGCAGCAGAUAAGGAGAACACGUGAAAAAAUGACCCUCUACCUUGGCAAAAGUUCUAGAGCAUGAGAUGCUAGCCAGAUUCAUUUAACUGGAGAUAACAGUGGACAUACAAGAUACAUUAAACAAGGAGGAUGAGGUAUGUGUGAGUGUCGAAGGGUGAACUGCUUUGCGCACCUGGAGAUUAUACUUCAGUAAGAGGCUCUUCAAAUUAAUUUGGCUGUGUUGUGUUUAUAAAUAGCCUAUGGGACUAUUACAAUAAGCCAGAGAGGGAUCAGAUCAGACUCUGUUCUUGGCCAUUAACCCAGUUCACUCAAGUCCAUUGAGUGCCUGCUGGACUAUGUAAGAGGAUCUACCUGAAACUCAUACUGGAGGUGUGUAAAUAGCUCAUUAUAGUUUCCAUAUUAUAUCUCAGAACAGGAAAAGGUACUUGAGUGCAUUAUAGCUAGUAUUUCAGCUGUAUAAGCUUAUUCCUUUUUGUGUAAGUAAUAUAAGUACUGGUUUGAAGGGAUAUUGCAAAGUCAACAUAAAUACAGUCUUUGUACUUUGUACUAAGACUUCUCAAUCCUGGUCCAGGAGACCAAUUGUUCUUGGUCAUUUAGUGUUUUCUCUGCUCCAAAACAUCCACUUCAACUCGUGCUGUAUUCAGGUGCUUGAUGGAGGGUUGUAUAUACCAUAUGGACCAACUAAUACAUGUGACUUCACCGCGUUUGGAUGCUUGUUGGGUGAUAAUGGCCACCACAUGCGAAAAGAAAGCAAGGAGAUCCAGAGAAUAUGUACAGUCAUCUGCAAAUGUUUGUGCAUCCCUGGUCAAAUUGCAUGCUGUGUGAAAAUGAGUAAAUAUCCUCUACAGAAAACACACUUUUACACAUUGUAAUACACACUUUUAUUUACUGAAUUUGAGAUACUGGUGAAAAAAUAAAAACAAAAAAGUUAUUUAGCAUUUAAGUCUGUGCACUGUAGAGGAUAUGGGGGGGGGGGGGUUCUCUACUGUAUUAAAAACAAAUAUUACAUAUAAGUGCAGUGUGUAUACUUUUCCUGACAUACAUUGCCAAGUUUACUAUUUUUUAAUGUUAGAAUGGGGGAAGGGGUGCACUAUGUGUCCCAUCUCAUGAACUCGUGACAUUUAGAAUUCUGAGUGUCUGGUUUGUAAAUACAGCUCAAACGGUAUCGUCCAGUUUCCGACAGUACCCCAACGCAGCAUCGCCAAGGGUUUGUUAAUGAGCUGGGCUGGACUUUCCGGAAAUCAUCUUAGCACAAAGAUCAUUCUUAAAUGGUAGAGCGUGCAUCACAUUGAACACUCUCUCUACCAGUUGAAAGGAUCUUAACAAUAUGAUGCUGUGGGAAAACUGGGCCCCAAGUUGAAUGAGGUGUGUACAUGGAACAGGGAAAGCACUGAAAAGUGCAGAGCAGUGGGCCUCAAGGACCAGGGUUGGGAAGCUCUGUUCUAACGCAUGGGUCACUAAUCUUAUCCACAAAGGCUUGGUGUGGUUGCAGGUCUUCAUUCCAGACAGGCAGAAGCCCACGAGUCCUGUUGUUUAAUCAGCUGGUCUUCCAACAAUUGAUUAGUUAUACAUAGUGCGCAUUUACUUGAAAUGAAAACCACACCAGCCCAUUGUGGCUAAGACUACUAAGGUAGUGGUUUUCCAGUCUAACUCCAGUCCUGGGGGCCCUGCACAGUUUCAGGUACUCUUUGCCCCCAACAUCCCUGAUCCAGCUCAGGAAGAGCUUAAAAAUGCAUUAAGGCAAGGUAGUUGAAGCUGUGCAGGGUAGCAGGUCCCCAAGUGUUCUUCCUCCUCUAACACACCUUAUUACACAUAGUAACUAAUUAUCAGGUGUGCUAAAGGGAAAAAAACUGUAUGCCGGCCCUUCAGGCCUAGAUAUGCUUCCUUGUACUGUGCUUGUGUGAAUCCUGUUGUACUGUCAAGUGUGAUUUAGAACCAUGACAAAACAAAAGAACGUAAAUUUCUUUUAGAAUCAUCUCAGGGAAGUGCUCUCUCGAACCCACUGACCAAUACAUGUAACAAAAAACUACCCUUUAAUACAAAUGUAACUAAUAACUGCUUCACAUUAAAUAAACUUUUGAAACAUGUA
Messenger RNA from Pygocentrus nattereri (red-bellied piranha), 6014 nucleotides. RefSeq names its product retinal guanylyl cyclase 2. Gene Ontology annotation, biological process: intracellular signal transduction; receptor guanylyl cyclase signaling pathway; protein phosphorylation. The transcript is spliced from 19 exons. The coding region runs from base 447 to 3767 and encodes 1106 amino acids. The record is from RefSeq and is a predicted model, not a curated record. Gene Ontology annotation, molecular function: guanylate cyclase activity; protein kinase activity; ATP binding. Lineage: Eukaryota; Metazoa; Chordata; Actinopteri; Characiformes; Serrasalmidae.